CCUUGUUUCUGGCAUCCGCGUCUUAGCUGACGUUGCGGGCAGCGAGAAACAGCUGAUAGCUAGUGGCCGUGAUUGGAUAAUUGAUUUUGAGAAUGGCUGCGAUUUUCAGACAGCUUUGCUUAUUGGUACUGACAGAGGCUUGCUACGAUGAGUUUUUCAUCAAAUUUAAUUUUCUUCACGUGCCAUGCCUGAAAGCAGCGAUAAGCAAGAGCUUGGGGCUGGGAAUUGUGGCUGGAUCUCUUCUGGUGAAGGUGCCACAGAUUCUGAAAAUUCUAGCUGCUAAGAGUGCUGAAGGGAUAAGCAUCACUGGUACUAUUUUGGAGCUCACAGCCAUAAUUGCCAAUUUUUCCUAUAACUUUAUUAAUGGUUAUCCUUUUAGUGCAUAUGGUGACAGUGCUUUCCUUUUAAUUCAAACAUCCAUUAUUGGUGCAUUGGUUUACCACUAUGGUGGUUCGACUACAAAGGCUGUUGGCUUUAUCGUAACUGUAACUUCCUUGGUUGGCAUCCUUUGCUCAGGAAUGGUCUCAUUGAAUGUCCUAUGGACCUUACAAGCAGCCAACAUUGCAAUUGUAUUUGCUGGCAAGAUGGUUCAGGCUGUGGCAAAUUACACUAACGGAAGCACUGGACAGCUCUCUGCUAUCACUGUCACAUUGCUGUUCCUGGGUUCGAUGGCGCGCAUUUUCACUUCAAUUCAGGAAACUGGUGACCAAGUGAUCAUUAUUACCUAUUGUGUUGCAACUGUUGCUAAUGGGAUUAUAAUGGCACAGCUCCUUUACUACUGGAAUGUUCCCAGUAAAAAGGCUAAGAAGGAGUAGACUGCUAAAGUCCACUACAUUGUUUACCCCCCUAUCAGACUGGUAGUGGAUUUUAUUAGUUCUUACUUCUAAAUUAGGUAAUAGGAGAGUAGACAUUCUUGUUUUGGUAAAACAUACAGGCAGUUUGUUCCUUGAUGUGGUGCAUAAAGCAAAACUUAAAGAGUCAUCAGGACUGUACAUCUCAGUUAUGACCAGCAUAUGUUAUAAGAAAAUUGUUUUACCAUAAGCAGUUUUGUCAUUUAUACCAUAUUUUUAUUACUUUUUACGGUAACUGAUCAAAGUGUAUGUUGGCAGUUUUGUAUUGUUUGAAGAUAGUACUGUAUCUGUUUAUGAUGAUUAUGAUAAGUGAUUAGCAAUAACUGUAUAGAAGAAGGUGCUUUUUGUUAUGAUUUUAAUAAUAUUGUGUGCAUAAUGUAUAAAUUAAACUGUUUAGAAUAUUUUUUGUGGCCUCAUGUGAGGUGGCAACUGUUUAGUGAUGAGGCAAACAGAUGUACACAACAGGAUUUGCUUAACAUGCAGAGGAACAUGCUGUCUUUUCUAUCCCAUUCCAGCAGUGCUGAGGAGUGCACAAAAUGAAAUGCCAGAAUAGCUUGUGAUGUUGAGUGUUGCCAUAGUUCCUCUGUUUACGAUACAGACUCUCAGGAUGAUUUCAAAGAAAGGGUUUCAGGGUCAGUAUCUGGUAACUGUGAUAUUUCUGAAGUUGGGAAUUUAUUUCAGACCUGCAAUAUUGCUGGUCUGUUUUGAGUUGGAGAAUUAACUUCAGUUAGUGGUACUCUUCUUUAUUUGUCAUGAAAGAUUAUAUUCAAGCUAAUUGUGACAAAUUUUAUUUCGAGGUGAUGUGUUUCCAGGUUUAAGAAUUUGGGAUGUUUAUUGGGAUUGUUUUUGUAUAAUGUACUUUGUUGAAACUGUAUUUGUUAUUUUAUAUGCUUUAUAUACAUUUUCAUAUUCUAAUAAUUUGUGGAUAAUGAAUUACUUUUAGUUUUUAUUAUUUUUCCAACUCAGAGCUUAUCAGGUGCAUUACUUGAAGCAAGAUAAUGUGCUUGAUACCUUAUAAUCACUACUCUCAUCAGUCGGUAUACCUCAUGUUUUGCAUGUUCAAGCCAAGCUCCCCAUUGGAGGAGUGGUGCUAUGGACAUGAAGUUUUGAGUGUGGCGGGUACAAAUCGUAAGUAGGGUGAAUGGUGUCAGUGUUGCAGGUUUCCAGUUUUUCUAGAGCUCUGUAGAUUGUAUCCUCCCUGGUCAAAUACUGCUUUAGAAGUGUGUGGUGUCUUCCUUAGUGGGGAUUAUGUCAAGUUUUUUGCCAUUUCAUAGGGACUGGGUAAAUUAUGUUUUAACCCAUUAUUAUAUGAAUUAUACAUACAUGCCUUAGUAACCUUUUGUUUUCCUGUCAACUUGUGUUAGGUUAUAUUCAUUGAUUAGGUAAUAUUUUUUCAGGUGUAAUAGACCAUCAAGGCUUAUAAUAAGAGUAAAAUAUUUGAAUGGAAAUACUUCUUAAACUUGCUAUAAAGGUCCAUAGAAUAUUUCAUUUUGUUAGUAAUUUCCAAUUUUUACAUAAUUAUAAAUGCUAACUUACUUAGAAAAUAUAAGGAUCUUUCAUAAAUACAAUAUGUACUGUAUUUUAAAUUCCAUAGACAAUAUGCAAGUAGUUGUAAUUUAAAUGAAGUCUGUGUAGUACUUGGUCUGAUUGGUGUACAGGGCAGUGUAUGGAAGAAUGGUACUAUUUUCUAAUUGGUUCAGGGAAGUUGUAGCCAAAAUUUUUAUAUACGUAUUCUUAUUCAUUUGGUCUGCUAUUGAGUAGAGGUUGAUUCUUACUUGUGCAUGAGACAAUAUUCUACUGUCCAAACUAUGAACAAGCUUAAUGUAUAGAAGGAAUUUAUGUGUUUUCCUGUAAAACAAAAGAAUCGCCUUACAAAUAUUUAAAUUUUGAUAGUGAUUUUUUUUCUUCUGCAAGUGAUAUAGGAAGGGGUUUGAUGUUGUCUCCCAUGUCUCUGGAAAGGAUGAAGAGAAUGAUUGAAAUUUGAAGUGUACAUUUAUCAGGAAACCUUCUCAAGAUAUGCUUUUGAGUGGAAUGGCUCAAGAUUUGACUUUUUGUCAUGGAAAUCAUCCCAGUUUCUCCCUGGUGUUAAUCAUCUCUGGAAGGUCACUUAUUAGAUACAUUUGCCAAGUUUCAUCAAAUUCUGUUCUGCUUUCUUGAGAUAUCCUGCCAACAUGGAUAUGUUAAUUUAGAUUGUAGUUUGCAUUAUCAAGUCAUCGUUCAGGCCUCUCAUAUGAGCAUUGAUUGUAAUACAUACUUGUAUGUAAAUCAGUUAACUCUUUCACCAUCCAUAAGAAAUUAAUCAUCAUCUUAUUCGUGGAUAGUGUAGCUAUUUGAAGUACAUAAGCAAUAGAGUUUAAAGUAAAGAGUAGACAUCCCCUAUUGUUGAAUUUCAUUUUUUUGUUUUGUUUCGGGAAUUCAAGUGGAAAUAUUAACUGAUCCACAUCCCAUUAAUUUUUGUGAAUAUUGUGAGAUGUAUUAUAUUUUUACAUGCUUUAUGAUUAACUGCAGGACUAGGAAAUUGUACAAAGUAAUUGUGAGAGUAUGUAUGAAUGUGUGCCCAUGUAUGAUGUACGUAUAUUGUUUAUAUAUACAGUACAUGUACAAGUAUGUUUGUGUCUUAGUACUUGUAUAUUUGUUUAUACACUGUGUGUGUGUGUAUUAUAUGAACAGUUAAAAGCCAAGGAAACCCUUCGAAGGGCCAGCCGUAGAGGUAUUAGUAACUAUAACUGUGGUCCGGUUAGAAUAUACAAUAAAAAGAAUAAUAAUGACAGAAUUAUAUAAAGAUAUUUUUCUAUACAUUGUGUUAUAGCUGUGCUUGUUUGUAGAACAUAGGAGGUUAACAGACUCAAUGCAGAAGGAGAUGCACUUGUAAUUGUGCUUUUUAAUAACUGAAGAUGCUGUAAUUUUUUUUCCUUUUAAGAAACUUAAGAAAUGAGCAGUUUCUCUUACAUCCAUUAUUAUUGUUGUAGAGCAGUGAUUAUCAUCGUCUCAGCAAGAUGUUAGGACAAUUUUUUUAACUUAUUUGGCUUUCAAAUCUUUAUUUGGGGAUUUUCAGCAUUGUAGUAAUAUCUUUAUAAUUUUGUACAGAAUAAUAAUGUCUUUAUAUUAAUAAUUUUUUUAAUUGGAUGUUUAAUUGUAACAAAUAGUGAUUAGGUUGCUUUUCAGAGCUCUCAUUUAAAUAUUUAUGGCUUGCAGUUGAUCCCCAAGGAUUUGCGGGGGGAUAGGGACCUCAACCCCAUGCAAACAGCUAAAAUCUGCAAAUACUUGACACU
This is a messenger RNA of Macrobrachium nipponense, 4123 nucleotides long. Its product is annotated as mannose-P-dolichol utilization defect 1 protein homolog. Gene Ontology annotation, biological process: oligosaccharide biosynthetic process. The transcript has 4 exons. The coding region runs from base 93 to 815 and encodes 240 amino acids. The record is from RefSeq and is a predicted model, not a curated record. NCBI's taxonomy places the organism in Eukaryota, Metazoa, Arthropoda, Malacostraca, Decapoda, Palaemonidae.